Messenger RNA from Arvicola amphibius (Eurasian water vole), 534 nucleotides. RefSeq names its product 40S ribosomal protein S25-like. Bases 1 to 483 code for a protein of 160 amino acids. The record is from RefSeq and is a predicted model, not a curated record. Gene Ontology annotation, molecular function: structural constituent of ribosome. The transcript is spliced from 2 exons. Gene Ontology annotation, cellular component: cytosolic small ribosomal subunit. NCBI's taxonomy places the organism in Eukaryota, Metazoa, Chordata, Mammalia, Rodentia, Cricetidae.
AUGGCUGCACCCAGCACUCUUCCCAUUGCCAUUCAGAAGCUCACCCCACAGGUUGUGCUCCUCCAUCUUCGAGGCAAUAGGAGAUGGAUGUUUGGAAACUUCAUCACGCCACCCAAGGAUGACAAGAAGAAGAAAGAUGCCGGAAAGUCGGCCAAAAAAGACAAAGACCCAGUAAAUAAGUCUGGUGGCAAGGCCAAAAAGAAGAAGUUGUCCAAAGGCAAAGUUUGGGACAAGCUCAACAAUCUAGUCCUGUUUGACAAGGCUACAUACGACAAACUCUGGAAGGAAGUUCCCAACUAUAAACUUAUUACUCCAGCCGUGGUCUCUGAGAGACUGAAGAUUCGCGGUUCCUUGGCCAGGGCAGCCCUUCAGGAGCUCCUUAGUAAAGGGCUCAUCAGGCUGGUUUCAAAGCACAGAGCCCAAGUAAUUUACACCAGAAACACAAAGGGUGGAGAUGCCCCAGCUGCUGGUGAAGAUGCAUGAACAGGUUCAAUCAGCUGUACAUUUGGAAAAAUAAAACUUUAUUAAAUCAAA